AUGCGGUAUUUCAGUAAAAUGUGUACGAGCAAAGUACGUCUUGACGGCAAAACUGUUGUAAUAACAGGGGCAUGUAGUGGUAUCGGCAAGGAGACUGCCAGGAAUUUAUACGCAAAAGGCGCUAGAGUAAUUAUGGCUGAUGUAAAUAUGGAACUAGCAAAUGAAGCAAUUGAAGAUAUAAAAAAUAAUCCACCGUCAAGAAUAAAAAGGAAUGAAUAUAAAAAUAAUGUAGGUGAGCUUGAUAUUUAUUUUCUGGACCUAAGUAGUUUUAAGAGCGUGAGAAAUUGCGCUAAAAACUUGCUGACAAACGAAGCAGCUAUUCACAUACUUAUAAAUAAUGCCGGUGUGAUUAUGCCUUCAUAUGAGAAGACGGAAGAUGGAAAUGAAAAAACACUACAAGUCAACUAUCUUGGCCAUUUCCUUUUGACACUUUUAUUACUGCCAAAAAUGCAAUUAUCUUCUCCCAUCUGCAGAAUAAUCAAUGUCUCGUCAUUUAUACAUAUUUUUGCUGACAUAGAUUUUGAGGAUAUUAAUAGAGAGAGAUCUUAUUCACUAUUAAAAUAUUAUGCACAAAGCAAACUGGCAAACAUCCUGUUCACUAAGGAACUUUAUAAAAAAUUUAUACAAUUUUCAGAGGCAAAUAUUCAUGGAAUAAACGUUUAUUCCUUAAAUCCUGGUGGAACAAGAACAAAAUUAUUUUGGAAUGUCGGUGAUGCAAUAUUUUCAAAUGUACCUUCUUGUCUACUUUUUAUAUUCACGCAUUUAAUAUUUAACAAUGCUGAAACAGGAGCACAAACGACAAUAUAUUGUUCAGUGGAUGAAAAGACAGCCACUGAGACCGGAUUUUAUUAUUCAAAUUGUGGAGUUACUACUACAUAUCGAAAGGCAAAUAAUCAUCAAUAUGCCGAAAAAUUGUGGAAUAUAUCCUGUCGUCUUUUGCAUCUGGAACCGGAAGAUUUUACUACAUUUUUGGAAACCGUUUCACGACAAAUGCUUUAG
Trachymyrmex cornetzi is the source of this 999-nucleotide messenger RNA. Its product is annotated as retinol dehydrogenase 12-like. The record is from RefSeq and is a predicted model, not a curated record. The coding region runs from base 1 to 999 and encodes 332 amino acids. The transcript has 6 exons. Lineage: Eukaryota; Metazoa; Arthropoda; Insecta; Hymenoptera; Formicidae.